CUACUAAUUACUUGGUAAUUAUUACCUCAUGUUUAACGUAAUUGGAUGAGACAAAUUAUGAUCAAAUUGUUAGGUGAAAUUGGAUUAAACCAACAAUCUCUCAUAUAGAGCAAAUGUAUCGAUAUGCAAACCGAAGGUAACAACUUUAAAUUACCAAAAACCUUUUUCUUCAAAAUCGUUGUCUUAUUUACGGAAGAAUCCGCUUAUCCUUUACAUUGAACCACUAGACUGUAGGUCUUAAUAUCCCAAAGCAAUGGAAAUCUUUUCUUGUAUAAUCCCGAGGCGGUAAUUAAUUGAUCAGUAGGUUAAUUGUUUUCCUCUGGUGGAAUAUUUUAUUUCUAUUCCUCAUCUCUGCAUAAACUGUUCGUCCAUCGGAUGAAAAGGUUGUUCGUACAAAAUGAGUGAUUCAAAAGCUUUAGUUUUAAAUAUCGUGGAAAAACAAAGAAAACUUAUUAAAAUUGAAUACGAAGCCGAAAAGGAUAAAACAAAUGUUAAACGAGAAAUCUUGGUCAGCCAAGGGCUUUGUAUUCAGAACUUGAAAUCUCUUUCAACUGUAAAUGGUUUGCAAGGUCUGAGUUUAAUUACAUUUACUGACAAUCGAAGCAACAAGCAAUUGGAUGAUCAUAAAAUUACCUGUGGUGAUCAUGUUCUAAUCAGAUCCUCGAAAGAUGAUAAAACAACUAAAGGACCUUCGGGUAUUGUUUAUUUACUAGACUCAGAUGAGAUCACAGUGGCCUUAGAUAAAGAAUCGGAUCAAGUUUUCAGUGAUUGUUGUUUGAUUAAACAAACCGUUGAUACCACGUAUAAAAGAUUAGAAAAGGCUGUGAAUACCAUUCGUGCUAAUACUGUUGUUGGGCGAACAUCGCCUCUCAUUGAUUUAUUACUUGGUUGUCGAUUACCAGGUAACCUUAAUGAAAUUGGACCGAUUGAGUUUAUCAACAGUCGAUUGGACGAUUCUCAAAAGGAAGCCGUGACCUUUGCGCUUCGAUCAAAGGAUUUAUGUAUCAUCCAUGGACCACCAGGAACGGGAAAAACUACCAGUAUUGUUGAGGUCAUUCUUCAGCUCGUGAAAAGAGGCCUUAAAGUGCUGGUCUGUGCUCCAUCCAAUAUCGCCAUUGAUAAUCUGGUCGGAAGAUUAGCCUCAUUUAAGAUAGAAAAUAUGAUUCGAUUAGGUCAUCCGGCCAGAGCUUCGGAAAAUGUUCUUAAGUUCACCUUAGAAGCUGCUAUUGCUCGUAACGUUGAGAAUGAUACUGUCAAAAAGAUCAGACAAGACAUUGAUUCAUCACGAGAACUUGGUGAAUGGGCAAAGAUCACUAAGCUAAUGACGGAUUUGAAAAGCCACAAAAAGGGUUCGAUAAAACAAAUACUAAGUAGCUCUAAUAUAAUCUUGGCAACUUUGGUGAGUUCCUCGAGCGAUGGUCCUCUUCAACAUUUAGAUGAUCCUGAUAAACACUUUGAUGUCCUUAUAAUCGACGAGUGUUCUCAAGCCACCGAAGUGGCCUGUUGGAUACCGUUGACCUACGUUGACAAGUGUAUUCUCUCUGGUGAUCAUUAUCAACUUCCUCCUACAGUUAUAACAACAACUGCGGCUAAAAAAGAUCUCGAAUUAUCUUUGAUGGAGAGACUUCUUUCCCGCUUCGAUCACGAAAAAGUGGUUCGUAUGUUGACUGUACAAUAUCGAAUGCACCAGAAAAUAAUGGAAUGGUCUUCCAAAAGUUUCUACUCCAACAAGUUAAUAGCUCAUCAAUCGGUUGAGAAUCAAUCAAUGUCAGAGAUCAGUAGACUAACGGAUUGUCCACCUUUACUUUUGAUUGAUACCGCGGGUUGUGAUAUGCCAGAACUUUAUCUAAGGUCAAAUGGAUCCAAUGGAAAUGAAUAUGAAGCCAGUAUAGCAGCGAUUUAUGUCGACUAUUUAAUAGACAAAGGUGUUAAACCUGAACAUAUCGGUAUAGUUACUCCGUACAAUUUGCAGGUUGAAUUGAUUAGACAACGAUUAAAGCGUAGUCAUCCUGGUGUUGAGAUACGUUCAGUCGACGGGUUUCAAGGCCGAGAAAAAGAGGUCAUUAUUUUAUCACUUGUUCGGUCAAACGCAAAAAAAGCAACUGGAUUUCUCCGUGAAUAUCGACGGAUCAAUGUGGCCGUAACUCGAGCCAAGAAACACCUCGUUGUCAUUUGCGAUUCCGAUACUGUCUCAGCAGAAACGCACAUCUCAUCAUUGAUUGAUCAUCUCAAAAUCAACGGUAAAGUGAAAUCAGCUAGUGAAUAUUCAGAUUUAAUAAGAGCACGAAAUCAACAACAACCCGUCAGAAAACGGAUGAGAUUUAUUUGAAUAAAUUCAAUUCAUCAACAAUAAGUUGCCUCCACUUUGAGCAUUUUGCAUCAUCUUAAUGCAACACAUUAUUACAUUUGCUUGUACCUUUAAUAAUAAUUAUCGAUUGUUUCAUCAUAAAUUUGAGCAAAAAUCAAAAUAAAUUGCUUUACUUAUUGCUUG
This is a messenger RNA of Panonychus citri (citrus red mite), 2491 nucleotides long. Its product is annotated as DNA-binding protein SMUBP-2-like. The record is from RefSeq and is a predicted model, not a curated record. Gene Ontology annotation, molecular function: ATP hydrolysis activity; DNA binding; 5'-3' DNA helicase activity. NCBI's taxonomy places the organism in Eukaryota, Metazoa, Arthropoda, Arachnida, Trombidiformes, Tetranychidae. The transcript is spliced from 2 exons. Bases 398 to 2329 code for a protein of 643 amino acids.